Musa acuminata AAA Group (dessert banana) is the source of this 918-nucleotide messenger RNA. RefSeq names its product cocosin 1-like. The record is from RefSeq and is a predicted model, not a curated record. The coding region runs from base 228 to 860 and encodes 210 amino acids. Lineage: Eukaryota; Viridiplantae; Streptophyta; Magnoliopsida; Zingiberales; Musaceae. The transcript is spliced from 2 exons.
AGUUGGCCUCUCAACCGAAAUCGUCCCCUUCCUACCAAACCCAUGCAUCUGUGCUUCCCUUUCAAACCAGUCGUUUGCAUGCGGCGACACGAGAACCCAUGCGAAGCCUCGUGACCUCCCAACCAAACUCCACACAACCCUCUAUAUGAACCCAUUAUAAAUGCCCUCCCACAUCUGCACUUCCCCUUCACCACUCUCUCCCCGUUCCUACUGCAGAACACUAAGGCAUGGCAACCUCCAUUCUCCUCUCUUUCUCUCUUUGCUUGCUCCUCCUCUGCCACAACUCUCGAGCGCAGCUUGGCUUGGGCCAGCAAGGAAUAGGGGAAUCGUGCGAACGCCCCCUCGGCUUUGUGAGCCAAUGCCGAAUCGAGAGGCUUAGCGCCCUUGAGGCCACCCGGCGUGUGUCCUCUGAAGCCGGCUUCACGGAGUACUUUGACCAGUACAAUGAGCAGCUCCAGUGUGCGGGUGUGGCUGUGCAUCGUCGUACCAUCCAACCGAGAGGCCUUCUGUUGCCAUCCUUUUCUAGUGCACCACGCCUCGUCUACAUCAUGCAAGGAAGGGGUAUCAUUGGAACCGUGAUCCCUGGCUGCCCAGAGACGUUCCAAUCCUUCCAGCAAACCGAACAGCAGUGGGAGCAGGCGACAGGUGAAUGCCAGAGGUUCCGUGAUGAGCACCAGAGGAUCCACUACUUCCGUGAGGGGGACAUCAUCGCGUUGCCCGCUGGAGUUUCUUAUUGGGGCUACAACAAUGGCGAAGUAGCUGUCGUCGCGAUUACCACCUUCGACACAAGCAGCAGCGCCAAUCAAUUGGAUCGCCAGCAUAGGGUGAGCCUUAAUGAAUCCAUCCAUCUAAUUUUCUGACGCAACACAGUUUUCAAGGUAAUUUAAUUGAGAAAUAUAUGAUGCUAGGAAUUUCUAC